GACUUCCAUCCAGAUCCAGAAUAUGAAGGGAGAGAUUUCAAAGACAAACAAAUUGCACCAAAAUCAGGACAUUAGAAUGUCAACUGCUGUACUUCCACCUCAGAUUCCAAGGCCACUCAACAAGGAUUAUUGCAGCAUUUUUUAUUGCCCUCCAAGUGGGGCAUCCAUUUAAAUUGAAUUGCAAAUCUACCCAUCAUGGUUGCAAGGGCAACCUCAUAAGGAAAAGAUUGUUUAGUCACCAACAAAUCAAUGCUCAAUUGAACUGUUCAUACAAAAAGAUCUCUGCCCACCUUCAUUUACACCAUUCCUCAUUCAUCAUCAACAACCUCUCUCUUGAAAACACACACACACACACACAAAAACUGGACAAACACGAUUGUGGUAGUCUUCUUUUAUUAAUUUAUUAUGUAGCACCAUGAACGUAAGAGAUAGGCAGUGUAGAGGUUACUUUUCAUUGUGCACUUCAGUUUCUCCAACAUGGUCUUCAAGAGAACCAUUUUCCUUUUUCUGCUGCUGAAUUUUUUUAUAGUCCCUGAACAGGCACUCUCUGCUUAUCACCACCACAACCCACCUUACCACUCUUUAGAGACUGAUAAAAUUGCACUUCUUGCAUUCAAAAGGACCAUAAUAUCUGACCCAAAUUCCUCACUUGCUAACUGGAAUGAGACCAAUUAUGUGUGCAACUUCACGGGUGUCCACUGCAACAAACAGUGGCAUCGCGUGACACGACUCAACCUCAAUGGUUCUGCACUUGUAGGGUUGCUUUCACCCUUCAUUUCAAAUCUAACCCGGCUUCGAUUUUUACAGCUUGCUGACAAUAACCUGUAUGGCAACAUUCCACCAGAAUUCUCCUCCCUCCGACACCUUAUAUGGAUCCAGCUUGAUGGGAACAAAUUGGAUGGUCGAAUACCGGAUUUCUUCUCCUUCCUUUCCCAUCGUACUUUUGUAAGUAUGAGGAACAACAGCUUAACAGGUAUGGUUCCAGCUUCCUUCUUCUCCAACUGCACUUCACUGGGAAAUGUAGACCUCUCCUACAACUUUCUCAACGGGAAUAUUCCACCAGAAAUUGGAAACUGCCCUAUUCUGUGGAACCUUAAUUUGUAUAAUAAUCAAUUCACCGGAGAAUUCCCAUUCUCUAUGUCCAACCUUUCAAACAUGUAUACUUUGGAUGUGGAGUAUAACAAUUUUACUGGUGAAUUGCCUUCGGAGAUACUAGGAAAGUGGACUUUUCUUGUCAAUCUUCAUUUAUCAAACAAUAAAUUUGUCAGUCAUGACCUUGACCAAUUCUUCACCGCCCUCAUAAACUGCACUAUACUAAACGAGCUUGAAUUGGCUGGCAUGGACCUUGGAGGAAAGUUGCCUAGUUCCAUUGGCCAACUUGUUAAACUUCAAUAUCUAUACCUACAAGAAAACAAGAUCUUGGGGUCCAUUCCUUCAAAUUUAGCAAAUCUUACCAAUCUUGUGUUGCUGAAUUUGACAUCCAAUCUUUUGAAUGGAAUUUCAGCAGAGAUCAGUGGGUUGCCAUUCUUCCAACAGCUUUUCUUGUCACACAACAAAUUCACUGGCACAAUUCCAGUAGAAUUAGGACAGUUGCAUCAUCUAGGUCUGCUUGACUUGUCAUAUAACACUCUCUCUGGUGAGAUCCCUGAAUUUCUAGGAAAUUUGACCAAAUUAAAUUUUCUGUUCCUUAACAACAACCUCCUUUCAGGGGCAAUACCUGGAAGUUUAGGACAGUGCAGGGAUCUGGCCAAAUUGGACUUGUCCUAUAACAGAUUGACAGGGGGCAUCCCUCUAGGAAUAUUAGGUAUACAAGAGAUGCGAAUAUUCCUGAAUCUUUCCCAUAAUCAUCUUGAAGGACCAUUGCCAAUUGGGCUAAGCAAGCUGGAAAAUGUCCAAGAUAUAGAUCUUUCAUCGAAUUACUUCACUGGAAGUAUCUUCCCUCAGAUAUCAAAUUGUCUUUCCUUGAGGCUGUUGAAUUUUUCGCACAAUUCUCUUCAAGGGCAGCUUCCAGAUUCCUUAGGUGAUCUUAAGAGCCUUGAAGCCUUUGAUGUUUCAGGAAACCAUUUGUCUGGAAAAAUCCCAACAAGCUUGAACAAAAUUCAAACUCUCACAUUUCUGAAUCUUUCAUAUAACAAUUUCAAUGGAAGAAUUCCCUCCGAUGGCAUCUUUAAAUCUGUUACAAAUCUGUCAUUCUUAGGCAACGAAAAUCUUUGUGGGUUUCCUGGUCUUCGAAAUUGCCAUCGAAAGCUGCGGAAUUACUUUCGUUCGCAUUUGAUUGUAUUCUGUAUAGUCAUAUCUGUAUCAGUGUUCUUGUCAACAAUAUGUUGUGUGAUUGUAUGCCGGCGCUUACAAAGAAAGAUUUCCUCUGGGGAGGCUGAAACAGUAAGCCAAUCACCACCAGAACUGAUCCACAAUUUCCCAAGAAUAACAUAUAAGGAACUCUCAGAAGCCACUGGAGGAUUUGAUCAGCAACGACUUCUUGGGUCAGGAAGCUAUGGGCAUGUCUACAAGGGAGUUCUUCCAGAUGGAACGCCUAUAGCAGUUAAGGUGUUACAUCUGCAAACUGGCAAUUCUACCAAGAGUUUCAACAGAGAAUGCCAAGUCUUAAAGAGAAUUCGUCACAGGAACCUGAUAAGGAUUAUAACAGCUUGUAGUCUACCUGAUUUUAAGGCCCUUGUUCUUCCUUAUAUGGCAAAUGGAAGCUUGGAUAGCCGUCUCUACCCACACUCAGGUACAGGUCUGGCUUCGGCUUCGACUUCGGGGUCUUCAGACUUGAGCCUGAUUCAGAGAGUCAACAUUUGCAGUGACAUAGCUGAAGGGAUGGCUUAUCUACAUCACCACUCUCCAGUUAGAGUCGUACAUUGUGAUCUAAAGCCAAGCAAUGUUCUUCUCAAUGAUGAUUUGACAGCUUUGGUCUCUGACUUUGGGAUCUCUAGGUUGGUUGCUGGAGUGGAAAAUGCUGGGGUUGUUGAGAACAUGGGGAACUCUACUGCAAACAUGUUAUGUGGAUCCAUUGGAUACAUAGCACCAGAGUAUGGGUUUGGAUCAAUCACAUCUACAAAGGGAGACGUUUACAGCUUUGGCAUUCUAGUUCUUGAGAUGGUGACUAGAAGGAGACCAACAGAUGACAUGUUUGGUGGUGGGCUAAGCCUACACAAAUGGGUUAAGAGUCAGUACCAUGGUGGAAGGAUGGAAAAAGUGGUAGACUCUUCAUUGGUAAGAGCUUUGAGAGAUGAGUCCCCUGAAGUGAAAAAAAUGUGGGAAGUUGCGAUUGGAGAAUUGAUCGAGUUGGGUAUUCUCUGCACACAGGAAUCCGCCUCUACCAGGCCUACAAUGCUUGAUGCUGCUGAUGACUUGGAUCGUCUGAAGAGAUACCUUAGUGGAGACACCACUGCAACAUUUACCUCCUCUCUAGGAAUAUCAUCUUCUAUUCUAGGUGAUGACUAGAGCUUAACCAAAUUUUUGUACAUAAAUCAAGUUUCCCAUGAAUUUGUAAUUUACUGUUCCAUUGAUCUAUCAGAAUGUUUGUAAUUUACUGUUCCAAUCAUCAAAUUCAUCAGAAUAACUAUCUCAGAUAAUAUAAUUAAAUACCAGGAUGAUUCUUGUAUCCAUUGC
Molecule: messenger RNA, 3615 nt
Organism: Cornus florida
Lineage: Eukaryota; Viridiplantae; Streptophyta; Magnoliopsida; Cornales; Cornaceae
Product: putative leucine-rich repeat receptor-like serine/threonine-protein kinase At2g24130
Exons: 2
Coding region: 478-3447 (989 amino acids)
Biological process (GO): protein phosphorylation
Molecular function (GO): protein kinase activity; ATP binding; protein binding
Source: RefSeq, a predicted model, not a curated record